This is a messenger RNA of Lytechinus pictus (painted urchin), 1728 nucleotides long. RefSeq lists its product as uncharacterized. NCBI's taxonomy places the organism in Eukaryota, Metazoa, Echinodermata, Echinoidea, Temnopleuroida, Toxopneustidae. The transcript is spliced from 2 exons. Bases 1 to 1728 code for a protein of 575 amino acids. The record is from RefSeq and is a predicted model, not a curated record.
AUGUAUUCGUCUUUCCCUAUUCCCAUCCACCUUAACCCACCAACCCUUCACCCUCACAUCCCACCCCCAAUCACACCCACCACCCCUUCACCCUCACAUCCUACCCCCAAUCACACCCACCUCCCCUUCACCCUCACAUCCUACCCCAAUCCCACCCUCCACCCUCACAUCCUACCCCCAAUCACACCCACCUCCCCUUCACCCUCACAUCCUACCCCAAUCCCACCCUCCACCCUCACUUCCUACCCCCAAUCACACCCACCUCCCCUUCACCCUCACAUCCCACCCCCAAUCACACCCACCACCCCUUCACCCUCACAUCCUACCCCCAAUCACACCCACCACCCCUUCACCCUCACAUCCUACCCCCAAUCCCACCCUCCACCCUCACAUCCUACCCCCAAUCACACCCACCUCCCCUUCACCCUCACAUCCUACCCCAAUCCCACCCUCCACCCUCACAUCCCACCCCCAAUCACACCCACCACCCCUUCACCCUCACAUCCUACCCCCAAUCACACCCACCACCCCUUCACCCUCACAUCCUACCCCCAAUCCCACCCACCACCCCUUCACCCUCACAUCCUACCCCCAAUCACACCCACCUCCCCUUCACCCUCACAUCCUACCCCCAAUCACACCCACCACCCUUCACCCUCACAUCCCACCCCCAAUCACACCCACCUCCCCUUCACCCUCACAUCCCACCCCCAAUCACACCCACCUCCCCUUCACCCUCACAUCCUACCCCCAAUCCCACCCACCACCCCUUCACCCUCACAUCCUACCCCCAAUCACACCCACCUCCCCUUCACCCUCACAUCCUACCCCCAAUCACACCCACCACCCCUUCACCCUCACAUCCUACCCCCAAUCACACCCACCUCCCCUUCACCCUCACAUCCUACCCCCAAUCACACUCACCACCCUUCACCCUCACAUCCCACCCCCAAUCACACCCACCUCCCCUUCACCCUCACAUCCUACCCCCAAUCACACCCACCUCCCCUUCACCCUCACAUCCUACCCCCAAUCCCACCCACCACCCCUUCACCCUCACAUCCUACCCCCAAUCCCACCCACCACCCUUCACCCUCACAUCCCACCCCCAAUCACACCCACCUCCCCUUCACCCUCACAUCCUACCCCCAAUCCCUCCCACCACCCCUUCACCCUCACAUCCCACCCCCAAUUACACCCACCUCCCCUUCACCCUCACAUCCUACCCCCAAUCACACCCAACACCCUUCACCCUCACAUCCUACCCCCAAUCCCUCCCACCUCCCCUUCACCCUCACAUCCUACCCCCAAUCCCACCCACCACUCCCUUCACCCUCACAUCCUACCCCCAAUCACACCCACCUCCCCUUCACCCUCACAUCCUACCCCCAAUCCCACCCACCACCCUUCACCCUCACAACCCACCCCCAAUCCCACCCACCACCCUUCACCCUCACAUCCUACCCCCAAUCACACCCACCACCCUUCACCCUCACAUCCUACCCCCAAUCCCUCCCACCUCCCCUUCACCCUCACAUCCUAACCCCAAUCCCACCCACCACCCCCUUCACCCUCACAUCCUACCCCCAAUCCCACCCACCACCCUUCACGCUCACAUCCCACCCCCAAUCACACCCACCUCCCCUUCACCCUCACAUCCUACCCCCAAUCCCUGAGCUCAUUACCCCCUUUCUGUGGCGCCUGGUCUUGGAUACUCUUCUUCAAUGA